Mytilus californianus (California mussel) is the source of this 767-nucleotide messenger RNA. Its product is annotated as protein UXT-like. Gene Ontology annotation, biological process: negative regulation of transcription by RNA polymerase II. The coding region runs from base 112 to 597 and encodes 161 amino acids. The record is from RefSeq and is a predicted model, not a curated record. Gene Ontology annotation, molecular function: transcription corepressor activity. The transcript has 5 exons. NCBI's taxonomy places the organism in Eukaryota, Metazoa, Mollusca, Bivalvia, Mytilida, Mytilidae.
AUUUACUUAACUUCCUGUGUACAAAUUGAAAGUAGAAAACGCAAGUUGAAAAUUAAAGCGUGACUAUUUUGCAAGAAAUGAUUUAAUAUGACUGAAUAUAUUUUAUGAAAGAUGUCUAAAGAAGAAAAACAAACAAACAUAGGAGAUAAAGUUAUUCAGUACGAAACGUUUUUGAAUGAAAAGCUCAGAAAAGAUUUAAGUAAAAUUUUAGAGCAGAGGGAUGAAGUAUACAAACAAACAGCUGAAUAUCUUCAAUUAAAAACAGUUAUAGAAACAAUUAAGCAAACAGAUUACAAAAAAGAAGAAUUAAAGACAAAGAUAGAUUUAGGAUGUAACUUUUAUGUUCAAGCUAGAGUACCUGACACAUCAAUGAUAUUUCUUAAUAUUGGAUUUGGGUUUUAUGUAGAACUUACCCAUGAUGAAGCAUUGAAGUUUAUUACAAGGAAAACAGAUAAUUUAAAUGAAAAAGCAGAGAUCCUGACAAAAGAUGCCACAUCAGUAAAAGCUCACAUAAAAUUAGUAUUAGAGGGUUUAAGAGAACUACAACAGAUACCAAGGGAACCUGAGAAAAAGCCAUAUAGAGAUGUGUUAUCUUGAAUUAAGAUGACAUACAAUUGUUAACUUAACAGAAACCUCUCCUGUAAUAAAGGAUGAGAAUAUUAGGUCUAGUCUCCAAGCAUUUGACCUAUCUACUAUUUUGUAAAGAAGCAUGUAAAAUCAGAUGUCAAAUAAAAAAUAUUAUGAAAUAAAUGCAUUAGUCAAUAAAA